GUCUAGCUGAACGGAUUAUUUUUUAUAAAAAAUUUUGUUUAUUUUUUAUUAUUUAAUUAAAAAAAAAAAAAAAAAAAAAAAAAAAACAAUAUUAUUUUUUAUCGUAAGAAAAAAAUAUGAUUUUACUGCAUUUAAUUUCAAUUCUAUGUAUAUUCAUUUACAAUGCAGAAACUUUUGGAUUUCGAGGAUUAUUUUAUGAGGGAUUAAAAGAACCAGAAUCCUCUCUUUGGAGAAAUACAACAUUGACUAAUGAAAAAUGGAUAACACAAUUGGUGGAUCAUUUUCAUAUUCAAGACUCACGAACCUGGAAAAUGCGUUACCUCGAGAAUGAUGGAUAUUUUAACGGCACUGGUCCAAUUUUGAUAAUGUUGGGUGGCGAGUGGAGUAUUAAUCCGGGAUUUUUGAAUGCAGGAUUAAUGCAUGGAAUAGGCGCUCAACAUGGAGCGUUGAUGUACUACACGGAACAUCGAUUUUAUGGCAAAAGUAGACCCUUCGAAAACGUCAGUACAAAAAAUUUAAAAUAUUUAAACGUAGACCAGGCAUUAGCGGAUGUGGCAUAUUUUAUAGAAACCGUCAAACGAGAAAGAAAGCUCAAUAAUACAAUGGUCAUUGUUUUUGGUGGAUCAUAUGCUGGAAAUAUGGCUGUGUGGAUGAGACAAAAAUAUCCACAUUUAGUUCAAGGUGCUUUAGCCAGCAGUGCUCCAGUAUAUGCAAAGGCAAACUUUUACGAAUAUUUGGAUGUAGUAACAGCAUCUUUAAGUAAAUAUAAUAAACAAUGUGUUGUUGAAAUUAAAAAUGCCAUUCAAAUAAUUGAAAAAAAUAUCCGUUCUAAAAUUGGAAAAGAAUUGAUAAAAGAAGAAUUUAAUCUUUGCAGUGUUCCCGAUACGUCAAGUCUCAGUGGUAAUGGAAUAUUUUUCGAAUUUCUUACAGAGACAUUUUCAAAUAUUGUUCAAUAUAAUGCAAUAAAUAAUAAUGGUAAAACUGCAAUAUCAAUUGCAUGUGACAAAAUGACAAAUAUCACAUUAGGAACACCAUUUCAACGAUUGGGAAAAAUUGUCAAUAAUGGAAUGGCUUGCACUGAUAUUGACUAUAAUUCAUUAAUUAAAAGACUAAGAAACGAAUCUUGGGAUUCUAAUACUGGAAUUAUGAGACAAUGGAUCUUUCAAACUUGCACUGAAUAUGGUUACUUUCAAACAACUGAUUCGAAAAAAUCCAUUUUUGGCCCUCAUUUAAGUUAUGAAUAUUUUACAAAACUCUGCAAAGAUAUUUAUGGCGAUGAAUAUACAAAAAUUUUGCUUAGCGAAGGAAUAAAACGAACAAAUGUCAUGUAUGGUGGAAGAAUACCGGAUGUACAAAAUGUUCUUUUUGUCAAUGGAAAUAUUGAUCCCUGGCAUGCUCUCUCAAUUUUAGACAAUCUUAAUGAAGCGUCACCAUCAAUUUUUAUAAAUGGAUCAUCUCAUUGUAUGGAUCUUCAGGUUGAUCGUUUGACGGACAAUGAAGAUUUGAAAAAAGCACGAAAACGUGAACGUGAAAUAAUUGUUAAAUGGAUUAAGACAUGGAAGAAAAAAGUUCCAUCCAUUAUUGAUCAUUAGAGUAAGAUGUGUUAUAUAUAUGUAUGUAAGGAUAAUUUAAAUAAAAAAUCAUUUUUAAUACAUUAAAA
Leptopilina boulardi is the source of this 1660-nucleotide messenger RNA. RefSeq names its product putative serine protease K12H4.7. The record is from RefSeq and is a predicted model, not a curated record. Gene Ontology annotation, molecular function: dipeptidyl-peptidase activity; serine-type exopeptidase activity. Lineage: Eukaryota; Metazoa; Arthropoda; Insecta; Hymenoptera; Figitidae. Bases 117 to 1592 code for a protein of 491 amino acids. The transcript has 10 exons. Gene Ontology annotation, biological process: proteolysis.